CUUCACAUUUAUUUUCCUUUCCACAGGUUACAAACAGAGCCUUAGUUUGACAAUAUAUACCCGAGAGAGAGAGAGAGAGAGAGAGAGAGAGAGAGAGCUACUAGUUCUGCAAUGGAGGAAAGAGAGGCAGCAAAGACAGCAGGGAAGCCCAUCCGAUGCAGAGCUGCGGUUGCUCGGAAAGCAGGGGAGCCGCUGGUGAUAGAGGAGGUGAUCGUGGCCCCACCCGAGGCUCACGAGGUUCGCAUUCGAGUUAUCUGCACUUCUCUCUGUCACAGCGACAUCACUUUCUGGAAACUCAAGGAUCCUCCUGGUUAUUUCCCAAGAAUUCUUGGCCACGAAGCCAUCGGGGUUGUGGAGAGCAUUGGGGAGGAUGUAGACGGGGUGACGGAGGGAGAUACUGUCAUCCCAAUCUUUUUGCCAGAUUGUGGAGAAUGUGUUGAUUGCAAAUCCACUAAGAGCAACCUAUGUUCUAACCUUCCUUUUGAGGUCUCUCCUUGGACACACAGAGAUAAGACAAGCAGGUUCACUGAUCUUAAAGGGGAGACAUUAUACCAUUUCAUUUAUGUGUCCAGUUUUAGUGAGUACACGGUGGUAGACAUUGCUCAUGUAGUAAAGAUUGACCCUGCAGUCCCGCCCAACAGGGCAUGCCUCCUCAGUUGUGGAGUUUCAACAGGGGUAGGUGCUGCUUGGAGAACAGCAAAUGUGGAAGCAGGGUCCAGUGUUGCUAUAUUUGGCCUGGGAGCAAUUGGAUUAGCGGUCGCAGAAGGAGCAAGACUUUGUGGGGCAUCUAGAAUAAUCGGUGUGGAUGUUAACUCUGAUAAGUUUGAAAUAGGGAAAAAAUUUGGAGUAACUGAUUUUGUGAACCCUGCAAGUUGCAAGGACAAGUCUGUGAGCGAGGUCAUAAUGGAUAUUACUGGCGGAGGUGCAGACUAUUGCUUUGAAUGUGUCGGUGUGGCAUCCUUGGUGCACGAAGCAUUUGCUUGCUGCCGAAAGGGUUGGGGAAAGACAAUUGUAUUGGGAGUGGACAAGCCAGGCGCACAGUUGAGCUUUAGUUCUUUCGAGGUACUUCACACUGGGAAGACACUCACUGGAUCCCUCUUUGGAGGUCUCAAACCAAAAUCUGAUAUUCCCAUCCUUAUUAAACGUUACAUGGACAAGGAACUGCAGCUGGAUGAAUUUGUUACACACGAGGUGAGCUUUGAAGACAUCAACAAAGCUUUUGAUUUACUAAUUGAAGGGAAGUCUCUUCGAUGCAUUAUUUGGAUGAACCAAUGAGUCUUCUCGGGAAAUGGAUGUUGUGAUGCAAACAAUAAACAAGGGAAUUUGUUGUGUUUGAUUUGGUUCAAGGGAAUUUGUUGUGUUUGAUUUGGUUCAAGGGAAUUUGUUUGUACCUCGUAUGUUUGUUGCUUGUAUUCCUCGAAAGUUGCUACGUUCUGUAAGUAUUUGUAAUCCCAGCUAUUACAAUGCGGCUUUCAUUGUCGAAUAACCCCCCUAUUUCCUUCAGGUGUAAGCGUCUCUCUCUUUGACUGCCUCCCUAAGUCGCCGGCCAGCCAUUGUUGUGAACUCUGUAAAAUUCUCACAAAAGUCAAGUGUUUUUACCUUGCACUGUCA
Messenger RNA from Rhododendron vialii, 1611 nucleotides. RefSeq names its product alcohol dehydrogenase-like 7. The coding region runs from base 112 to 1275 and encodes 387 amino acids. Gene Ontology annotation, molecular function: zinc ion binding; S-(hydroxymethyl)glutathione dehydrogenase [NAD(P)+] activity. The record is from RefSeq and is a predicted model, not a curated record. Gene Ontology annotation, cellular component: cytosol. The transcript is spliced from 11 exons. Gene Ontology annotation, biological process: formaldehyde catabolic process. NCBI's taxonomy places the organism in Eukaryota, Viridiplantae, Streptophyta, Magnoliopsida, Ericales, Ericaceae.